GGGAAACGACUGGCGGCGGCGCUGCGGGCACGCCGAGCUCGUCGGCGGCAAGGGGACAAGCGGCGUCGAUGGAGCUUCCGAUGUUGAGGACGGAAGGGCAUGGAGGCCCGAUGUACGGGUCUGAUUCACCAAAAUUCAGUAUAGAGCUGCAUCAUGGUGGUUUCUUCAUGGGGAAAGGAAAUAACUUGGCAUAUUUGGAUGAGAAAUUAUCAUUGUUUGAUAACCUUGACAGGAACACUUUCUGCAAUGAUAUGAUUGACUAUAUGCUUCAGCAGUUAAACUAUGCAGUUGAUCAGCUAGAAAAUGUGUUGUGGUGCCCACCUGGUAAAAUAGUAGCUAAUCUGGUCCCAAUUGACUUUGAAUUAGACUGUCUCAAGAUGGCAAGAGCUUCUGUGCAUUCUAAGGUCCUUGUUUUAUUUGUGAAUCAUGUGAAAAGAAGUGAGGAAGAUGACAUUGCUUAUAGGGCUGGGCCUGAACUGCCUCGAGUAAUACUUAGCCCUAUAAGCAAAGAUAAAUUGAGGCACAUGAAAUCAUAG
Molecule: messenger RNA, 536 nt
Organism: Triticum urartu
Lineage: Eukaryota; Viridiplantae; Streptophyta; Magnoliopsida; Poales; Poaceae
Source: RefSeq, a predicted model, not a curated record